GGAAUAUAGAAUGUGUCGCACUUAUCCAAAACUACCGAAAGAGGUGGCCUUUGACCAACAGUUACAGAUACAUACGCAGAUACAGAUACAGAUAGAGAUAGAGAUUCAGCGAGUGUUGUGGACAAAUCAAAUCAAAUGAAAUUGAGUGAAAUGUGGCAAAACAUGCGAAGCUCGACAGCAUCGAAAGCGAUCUGGAGAAUGGCAACCAACUGUGCGAGGCACAGUGCGGAUUAAAUGGAAAUGGAAGAGACGCCAAUUGUGGCAAAUUAGAUGAGCCGCAGUCAGAGCGAGUUUGAUGUUGAUGAUGCUGUUGCUGCUAAUGAUGCUGCCUCUGCUGCUGAUUCAGUCGCACCGCAGACGAGAUUCGCACAGCAACGCAACGAUUCUGCUUAUUUUCCUGGGGGAUUUCUCAAAAUGCAAUUGAGGUGUCUGCUUAUCUGCCUGGGUCUGAGCCUGGGCCUGCUUAUGCUGACAACGCCGGUCUGCGAGGCGCGUCGUGGUCGCGGUCGAGGACGCACCAAGUCCCGUGUUCAAAUCGGUUUACCCAUCACGGGCAAAUAUCGUGAUCCCGAAUCGGAUCAAUACUACAACAACAAUAACGGUGCCAAAAUCUUGCAGGCUUCGCACUUUGAUCUCGAGUACGUGCUGGGCCACAAGAUUGCUUUUCUGUGUGUGGCCAAGGGCAAUCCUCGACCGCACAUCACCUGGUACAAGGACGGUGCCGAGAUCUAUCAGCAUCUGUAUAUGCAUGUGCAUGAAUGGCGCAUUGGGGAUGAUCGCGUUAAAUCGAAGAUCGAAAUCGAUCCGGCCACACAAAUGGAUGCCGGACUUUACGAGUGCACGGCGGACAACAUGUAUUCCAUAGACAGACGCAGUUUCAAAACAGAUUUCUCCAUUGCCUUCGAUUAACGUAUCCCCAAUACACACAUAUU
This is a messenger RNA of Drosophila sulfurigaster albostrigata, 932 nucleotides long. RefSeq names its product immunoglobulin domain-containing protein oig-4. Lineage: Eukaryota; Metazoa; Arthropoda; Insecta; Diptera; Drosophilidae. The record is from RefSeq and is a predicted model, not a curated record. The transcript has 2 exons. The coding region runs from base 271 to 909 and encodes 212 amino acids.